Messenger RNA from Penicillium olsonii, 1680 nucleotides. The record is from the annotation of a GenBank genome assembly. Lineage: Eukaryota; Fungi; Ascomycota; Eurotiomycetes; Eurotiales; Aspergillaceae.
AUGCCAAGCUCAUCUAUGCCACUGCCACCGCGGGAAGAGAUAGAACCCAUUGCAGAAUUAUAUCUGCUGUACUGCGAUUCCCAGCCACUUCCUCUGUUUCAUCGAGGAAGUUUUGUCGCCAGUCUUUGGACACGUGAAUCGGAAGUCAUAUUUGCUAUUCUUGCACUAGCCUCUCGGUUCUCGUAUGCCCAUCACAGCAGCAGCGACCCGGACGGCCUCGUGGAUGGUUAUGCUGAAUUGGCUCGCGGUCUUGUCAUGAAAAGAGUGUCCGAGGGGCCAGUGGAGCUUUCUACACUUCAAUGCCUUUGUCUGCUGAGCUUAGUAGACUUCACAAAUGGCCACACACAUCGCUCCAGCGUUCACAGCAGCCUCGCAAUGAAUCUCGCAAAGUCUGCCAAUCUUGGCCAAGAGCCUCGUUCGUCAAUGAGCAAUCUUGCCCGAGAAGAACGCAGGCGUUGCUUCUGGAGCAUAUGUCUUCUCAAACGAUUACAUGGCGGCGACUUUUCUAUUUUGGAUAUACCUGAAGCAGGAUGCCCUCCAUUUCCCCAGAGUCCAGCUCGUCCUACAUCAUAUCUCUCUCCUGGUCUUCCAACUGCUGAAACGCGGCGGAGUGAUAUGGAAGAUGAAGGAAUCAUUGCUUAUGUAGUAACCCUCAGCGAAGUGUUUGCAAGAUCAGCCCGAUAUGCCCGACUUCAUGGCCGACCCAGCAAUGUUCCACCAUGGUCUCCUCACUCGGAGUAUUCCAAAAUUCUUGCUCUGCAAAUGGACCUUGAGACUCGAAUGCCUUACAUACAUCGUUUCAAACCUGCAAACCUUGGCGAGCGAUCACUUGAUGAAUUGCAGACCCAUCGCGAAUACUGGGGACCGUGGUUUUUGAAUCAAUUCAUGUACCACACCAGUCUGUGCCUUUUAAAUCACCCACUCUUGCUUUCACUGAGCCUUCGAAACUUCCGAAAUACCAUACCAGAAAUCUUUCUACAGCAUACCUCGGACUUGAUCUCAUCGCACACAACCUGGAUUAUUCAUUUCAUUAACUAUUUUGAAGAAAAGGGAUUUGUGGUGUCGGACCCUUUGCUGGGAUACGGUGCUGCCGUGGUUGCUACCAUUGAGCUGCAGCUCAGUUUCACAGAUGACUUGGCGAUCAGGGAGCAAAAGCGGGAACGAUUCACCAAAUGUGUGCAAUUUGUUCAAAAUCUGGGGAUAAGAUGGCCUCACAUGGCUCGAUUGGCACACAAACUCCAACGCCUGGAAGACGCCGUCUCCGCAACAUAUCAAUCAGACCCAGGCGCGCAAAAUCAAAGCCUUCUCAUUGAUCUCUCGCGCUUCUGGGAAAUACUGGAAUACUCUUCUAACAGUGAUAUGCAGUCUGCUCGCCGACUGUUCGGGGCAUCCUUAUAUUCUGGGUCUUCUUCUACCGGCGCAGAGGUAUCUCAAACGUCUCCUUUGCCUGCGCCUUUCCGAUUGUCAGCACAGGAAGAGGGUACACCCAAUUUUCGGUCCCAAUCUUUCGGUGCCAAUGCUACAUUCCAUGGUCAGGAUUAUGCAAACAACUCUUUGGUCUCGCCUCAAAAUCUCACUCUGUCAAACGACGAGUUCUCCAUACUUGCUACGAAUUUCUUCUCGCAAGGACAAGAAUUUCUUCGCAGUGGUGACAACUGGGAUGAUGUUGGAAACUUCUAG